CGUGCUCCGGCACUCGACAGCAGCCUCGUUGGUUUUUCCUUGUGCGCCCGCCCGGGUCCAUCCAACCAGUCAGUCUUGCGCCGCCUGCAGUGCAGUACGUACAAGCGCCAUCCCAGCCAAGCAACACACCUGCGUGCUUCCGGAACCCUCUCGUUGAUGCCGGGAGACAAUCAGAGACCCAAUGGCUCUGCUGCUGCCACCCAGCCGCUCUCCCAGUCGCCCGACGUAGCCCUUGCCCCCAACAAAUCCACUUCCUCAAACACCAGCUCCCCGUCCAAGGAUCCCAGAAUCCAAAAGCUUCCAAAAGAUCCGAAAGACCCCAAGGACCCCAAGGACAGGCAGCCCAAGCGUCCCUCCAUCACCUCGGCCUCCGAUGCUGCCCCCUCCAAAAGUCCCAAGAAGCGUCGAAAGGUCAAUCAUGCGUGCAUUUACUGCAGACGCUCGCACAUGACAUGCGACCUGGAACGCCCGUGUACGCGGUGUAUCAAACGAAGUAUUGGACAUCUAUGUCAUGACGAGCCUCGAGAGGCUCCCAAAAAGUCCAAAUCCGAACCGAGGAGUGCCAACGAUGACAAAGAUGGCUCCAACCACGCGACUGCGUCUUCGGAUCAAGCUGUCAAUGUCCUCAGCCAGCAGCCUCCCGCAGCUCCCGAUACAGGGCUCAACCUUGCGCCGCCUCCUCUACCUCCUAACAGAGGUGCCAGCGCAGCAUCCAUGGCCCAGCCUUCAUCCGCACCCGCGCCACAGCUGCCUGCUCAAAACUCAUCUGCCUUGAACUACAAUGACUGGACUUCGUCAUCCCAGAACCGUCUGCGAGAUAUGCAUCAGUUCGACCCUUCUUAUAUGUUCAGCACCUCCGAGAUUUCCAAUGAAUACAACCUGAUCAACGACUUUCUGAACAGCAAUCUCAUGGAUGACAACAGCUUCUACAAUGGUGGUGAUUUCCACCAACUCUUUUCCGAUGCCUCUUUGCUCAACCCCAUUGGUGGAUCGCUCACCAACAGCACACCUUUCAAUUCAACUGUGCCCAAUGCCACCCAAUUGUUACCGCCACCAGCCCAAGCCUCCUCUAGCACCUCCAUGCAACGGCCUUCGAGCAGUUUGCCCCUCGAUAAGGCUCGAGAAAAAUACUACAUGACCGCCGCGGACCCCGCAGGCACCGACAGUCCCGAAGAGCGGAUGAACAAGCUGCUCAAGGCGAAAAUGGAUGCAGGUCUGCUGAAGCCGUUCAAUUACGUCAAGGGCUAUGCCCGAUUGAGCCAGUACAUGGAAUCGAACAUGCAACAGAUUUCACGUGUGCGGAUUCUGCGGCAGCUUGACAGAUUCCGACCAAAGUUUCGCGAGCGAGCCCAGAAAUUAACAGACAUGGAACUGGUGCGUGUUGAAAUGUGGUUUGACAAAAGCUUGAUGGCCUACGAUCGCGUAUUUGCCAGUAUGGCCAUCCCUGCAUGCUGCUGGCGACGGACGGGAGAAAUUUAUAGAGGCAACAAAGAAAUGGCACGCUUGAUUCACGUGCCAAUGUCCAAACUGCGAGACGGCAACAUCGCCAUUCAUGAGAUCAUCGCCGAGCCUUCGCUGGUGUCCUAUUGGGAGAAGUUCGGAGCCAUCGCAUUCGACAACUCGCAAAAGGCCAUCCUGACUAGCUGCUCUCUCAAAAACCCUGAUCCAAAGUCCAAGGAUCCCGAAAUUCGAUGCUGCUUCUCGUUUACCGUCAAACGAGACAUGUACGACAUCCCUGCAUUGAUCAUUGGAAACUUUUUGCCUAUCCUAGACCCUAGUCCUCCAAUACCUACCACCACAAGCUCAUGA
This is a messenger RNA of Periconia digitata, 1809 nucleotides long. NCBI's taxonomy places the organism in Eukaryota, Fungi, Ascomycota, Dothideomycetes, Pleosporales, Periconiaceae. The record is from the annotation of a GenBank genome assembly.